Messenger RNA from Microdochium trichocladiopsis, 1538 nucleotides. RefSeq lists its product as uncharacterized. Bases 155 to 1495 code for a protein of 446 amino acids. Gene Ontology annotation, biological process: regulation of DNA-templated transcription. The transcript has a single exon. The record is from RefSeq and is a predicted model, not a curated record. Lineage: Eukaryota; Fungi; Ascomycota; Sordariomycetes; Xylariales; Microdochiaceae. Gene Ontology annotation, molecular function: zinc ion binding; DNA-binding transcription factor activity, RNA polymerase II-specific.
GUGCUGUAGGUGUGAUGAGGUGCUCGGCAGGCAAGUUCUCGACAUUCAGCUGCUAAUGUCACAUUGCUGUUUGGCGCAGCAUCUCGGGAUAGAUGCUGCACAUGAUACUUAAGGCUUGGUGGCCUGGCUAAUCACAUCCUCCCUUCAGCCGCCUAUGGCGUGUGCUGCGAACAUCGUCGCAAUGAGGACCGUAUCUGAAGACUCCAAUGACGGCACAUCGCAGCCGGCAAAGCGCCUGGCAUGUGAGCGGUGCCGUAGCCAGAAGCUACGCUGCAUUCGCCGUGGCUUGGGCGACUCGGCCUGCGCGAGAUGCACCCAGGCACAAGCUGGGUGCGUAGUCCGACGGCGCAAAGCCCCUGGGCGCCCAGCUGGAUACAAGGACAAUGCGAGCACGCCGCAGCAGACAGCUGUCGAGAGUCCAGGUAUGGUGCUGGCUGUGCAGCAUGAUGGCUUUCAUAGCUCCAGCGACUUGUCGUUCUUUGGUGGCAGUCCGCUCGACCUAAUCCUCGACCCUGCCAGCAUUGCCAACAGUGACCAGAUCAACGACUUCAGCGCCAUCGGGCUCCCCAGUGACUACACCACCACUUCCGCUCUCACAGAUUCAUUUUUCGCCGACUCUUCGGCAACAACCAAUUCUUCUCCCAGCUGGCCCUCGAUAACCGCAACGCUGGCCAAGUCGCAGUUACCGCCGGCUCGAUCAUCACCCAGUGAGCGCAGAACGUCCUCUUCCUGCGAGCCAGGUCUGCAGCUGUCCAAGCUUCAUCAAAACCUGACGAGCCACCUGGCGCAGUUACGCUCGACACCCUGGGACAUACUCGCCACCUUGCGCCUCGAAUGUAGCCCAUGUCUCUCGUGCCACCAGCCUACGACAGAUUCUUUCCUCGGGUCCGCCUUCGAUCCUCUUGCAAGCACGUUCCAACUCAUGUCCGAGUUCGAGCAUCACAUCACCACCGAUAGCGCCGCCGCUGCCGCCGCGGGCCACUACGGGCCGCAGAUGACGCUUUCGUAUGCGCUGAUUGCGGUUUCGUGCUACAUCCAGCUGGUGCUCAUCUACGACCAUGUCCUGUCCCACCUGGCCGAGCAGUGCGCCGACAACCGCAUCGUGCGCGACUUCAUCCUGCAGUCCGCGGCCCCGCUGUCGCUGAGCGGCCAGGCGCUGCCGCCGAGCAGGAAUCUCCUGGGACGGUCCCUGGUGCGCCUGCUCGAGAGCAGGAUCGGGAGCAUCGAGGCCGUGCUCGGGCUGCCGGACGAGUUUCGCGUGUCGAGGGCCGACGAGAGAGGAAGCUGGAGUACUAUGAUCAGUGAUUCCACUUUGGGCGAAGACGUGGGCGGUGACGCAAGCGUGGACGACGGGAGAGAGCGUAAGGGCCUCGUAGGGAAGUCACUGCUUGGUGUGCUUCAGGCGUCCUUGCUCACGAGUGAGUCUGGUGCAGGGGGUCCGGCCAUUGUGGAAAACCUCAGAACGCGAAUGACGUAUCUGGAAAAGCUGGCUUGAUGCCUGUCCUGGGUUGUAAGAAUGAAAAAGGUGCAUUUUGGUG